AUGCUCGCUAAACCAGCCCUGGUACUCCUGGUGCUUGUUGCCACAGCAAACUGGACAUCUGCAAGUCCCGUCCGUUCCGCUCGCUCUCCUUCCGAGAAGGUUGUGGGUUAUAAAGUUCAAAUCAGCGAGACUGGGACAGAGUACAACGAGACCAUCGAAGUGGACACGGGAAAACAAACUGAACUGUUUAAAGUUCCUGCUCAUAAGUCUGUUUUAGCAUCAAGCGGUGUAAAAACAAAUAUGACUAUGAUGCUGUUGCCGGAAAAAAAGAUAUGCUACCUAAUGCCACUGACAGAAGAGGUGCCAACACCGGCAAAACUCGAGAGUGAUCUUGACCGGACAGAGGAAUUAGACAAGGACAAGACCAAAAUUAUUGAAAGCAAGUGGACAGUGGACGAUGAGAUGGCUGAUCGGUCUGAACUGAGCGAGGAGUUGGCAAACUUUUGUCCACAAUACCCGAUUUAUCAGGUGAAAAUAAUGGACGACUCAUUGACUUCAACAAGGGUUGAGACAGAAGGAACGCAACAUCGCAGUCGUCGACGUGCGAGAUCAUUUCCGCCAAUUCACCCAUGCAAUCUGUGCGCAGGUGGAAAAGGCACCGUUACUUACUGGGAUAAGUGUUGGUGUUCCAAUAGUGGAGGAUACUGGAAAAUUGAAACCAAGAUAGCUUCGCGUACAUGCGUUACGAUCCGGGAGUGUUUUUUAGUGGUUUUGUAG
Molecule: messenger RNA, 717 nt
Organism: Pocillopora verrucosa
Lineage: Eukaryota; Metazoa; Cnidaria; Anthozoa; Scleractinia; Pocilloporidae
Source: RefSeq, a predicted model, not a curated record